AUGGACUUCGACACGGACGACGAGGUACCUACCAUCGAAAUCCAGUCCGAGGAAGAGCCGGCGGAGGAUGUACUCAAGCUGCCGGCUAUGGCCGGCGUCGCGUCAAUGGCUGAUGCCACCUGCGCGGUCAGCGACGACGAAGACCACGACGGUGCUGGCCUUUCACAUCUUCUUAAUUUCCCAGACGCCGGUUCUCUCGGUCUUGGAACGUCGUCACCACCUUGCAGUCCUCUAACUUCGGCCAGUGCGACUCCGGAUUCAGGGAUCUUCCACCUUGGUCAUGAUUUUGGGCAUUCUGAACCUGGCCUACCCUACUCAGACCCUGGCCCAUCGGUUUUAGCAGAGCUUCAGGAGACCAUCGAUCGAACUGAAAGGGAGUAUCCCGCCUUGCUUGAGAACACCUUCAAUUUCCUGACUGGACCACGCUUCAACGAGCCAUCGAGCGUCGGGUCUACGGAUAAUAUCUUCAACCUUGACUUAUCCGCGCGCUGUGGCCUCACAGCCAGCAGUGAUCCCACAGGACUCUUAGAUCCAACCACCCCUCCAUUAGGCACAGUCUCCGAACCGAUUCCAGAUACCUCGCAAAGGAAGAAGCGCCGUCGGAAGCACAAGAACCUCCCCUCCCGCACAGAAUCCCAUUCUCAACGACCCAAGACUCGCCGCACUACCAGCAAGAUGCAUGCUGGCCAUGGCAGGUCAUACAGCCCUUACGGUUCCCCAUCGUCCCAUUCGUUGUUGCUGCCGCGUGGGCCAGCGCCGUCCACUGCAACCCUAGGUCGCGAUCACGAUAAGCCCUCCACCUCUCGCCUUCCCGUAUCGGCGCUCACCACAGGACCACCUCACCCACAAUCUUCCCCAAUCAUGGUACCCCGUCGUCACCACGGUGGCUCCCCAAGGCCCGACUCCCCGUCUCUAGUGAAACGAACAAUCCCCCAUAUCAGGCACCGCUCACGGUCAAGCAGUCCGAUUCCGGAUACCGUGGACUUCCCUCGUCCUCGUCAUGGUCACACUCGUUCGUCAAGCGAUGUAUUCCGACAACACGUCCCACAUUUCCUCAGUUCGUCUAACCUGCCUUCGUAUAACCCAGCAACCAACAACCAGUUUCCACUCAGAAACGCCCAGUUCGAGGGUGACGCGCACACAGCAACCCAGAGUUCCACGGAUGCCGGGCCCCGAGAAGGACCUGGACCAUCGAGUGUUCCCCUCUCUUCCAUGCGAACAGCCCUCCAGGAUAACUCAUCUAGCGACUCCGAAGGCUCCAUGGACGAGUCUCAUGAGAAGGCUGAAGUCAAUCAGUCACGAAGGCGAAGAGGCUCAAUAUCUUCUUCGUCGGUGGCGUCUUCGAGGUCGUCGGUCCCACCGCCUCCACCUCCGCACUCGUCGACAUCGGACGGGCCCCCGGGGGGCUGGCUAUCGGUCAACGCUCGCAAGCGUGCCAGUCUCCAGGAAGAGAUCCGCCCACGCAGGGACUCCUUUUAUAGCGAAGUGGGCAGUGACGUCGACGAUAGGGGCGGCAAGAGGCCACAGAUACGUCGUCUGUCUUAUCCUUACCCAAGCAGCAUCACUGGGAACCUCACUUAUCCGACAUCGAGCCUUGCCGCUCAUGGAAGCUUCUCUCCUUCAUCGGAAACGUAUACCUCGACACACUCGCCGUCAAGAGAGUCUUCUAGGGAUGGUAGAGUACCAUUCCCAUCCGCCUCACCAGAAGCACCGCCCUUCCGUGAGGGUAAUCAUAUCCGUCGUCACUCCCUCCAGGCUUCUUCGUCCUCGAUUCUUCCUUCUGAGCCACUCGGCCGCAGAGGUUUGCCGAGGAGGACGUCACUCCUGGUCCCAGAGCGUCACCCACGGGAGAGGCUUACUCGGAGAGAAGAGGCCAGAAGCUUUGACGGCCGCACCCUCCCUAGCCCCGUCAUCAGUGCUCUGAGAUACAACUCGGAUACCUACCUACCCCCUGUCUCUGCUCUCACGGGCUACGCUGGCCCCCACCGUAGGCGAGAGUCGUACCAAGAGACUGACGAUGGCUCGGUAUAUGAAGAGGAUGAAGACUAUCGAUCUGACGUGGGUUCAGUUCGGAGCGCCCGUGAAGCAUCGUCAUCAUACACCGCUCCCGCUCGCAUCAUCGACCCUCCCCGACGUGACUAUGGACCGCCUUCGGCCGCCUCAUCUGCGCCAUCUAACAGCACUGACGCGGCAGCAAUGGCGUCGAUUGGCGGGGCUGUGGUAUCUGGCGUCGGCUUGAUGGCCAACAACAAGACUCACUACCGUGCGGUUGGCUCCAAGAAUAUCGACAUGGCCAGCGAAAGAAGACGGAAAGGCGAGAAGAAGUAUAAGUGUCGGUUCGAGGACUGUAACAAGAUGUUUACCACCAAUCAAAACCGGCAGAUUCACCAGUGGAAGCAUACAGGAGAGAAACCUUAUCGUUGUGGCUGUGGCUAUGGAUCAGCGAGCCGCUCGGAUUUAAGGAGACACUUAAACAGGAAGAGCAUGCACUCGACAUGCAAGGAACUACCAGUAGACCAGGAAUACCUCAACCUACUGUCACAAGCUGUGGACGAUUGA
Molecule: messenger RNA, 2559 nt
Organism: Coprinopsis cinerea okayama7#130
Lineage: Eukaryota; Fungi; Basidiomycota; Agaricomycetes; Agaricales; Psathyrellaceae
Exons: 5
Coding region: 1-2559 (852 amino acids)
Biological process (GO): central nervous system development; regulation of transcription by RNA polymerase II
Cellular component (GO): nucleus
Molecular function (GO): DNA-binding transcription factor activity, RNA polymerase II-specific; RNA polymerase II cis-regulatory region sequence-specific DNA binding
Source: RefSeq, a predicted model, not a curated record